Messenger RNA from Gracilinanus agilis (Agile Gracile Mouse Opossum), 1773 nucleotides. RefSeq names its product bystin like (gene BYSL). The record is from RefSeq and is a predicted model, not a curated record. The coding region runs from base 129 to 1445 and encodes 438 amino acids. Gene Ontology annotation, cellular component: nucleolus; preribosome, small subunit precursor; cytoplasm. NCBI's taxonomy places the organism in Eukaryota, Metazoa, Chordata, Mammalia, Didelphimorphia, Didelphidae. Gene Ontology annotation, molecular function: snoRNA binding. Gene Ontology annotation, biological process: rRNA processing. The transcript has 7 exons.
CUGCACUCCGUCAAUGGAGCUUGUCUUGUAAAUUUGGGCGGAGCAGAGAAUUACACGAAGCUUGGUGCCUGCGCAGUGCACAUUUCUGCCAGUUCCCCACGUGUUUUUGAGAAGGGAUAUUGGAGACCAUGCCCAAGAUCAAGGCGUCCCGCAAGGCCGGAGGGCAGCCAAAGCAUACCCCGCUGGCAGACCAGAUCCUGGCAGGUGACUCCGUACAGCUUGGAGACCGAGAGAAACGGAGGGUCCAAGGCCGCCGGGCGGAGGAAGAAGAGUACGUGGGGCCCCGCCUGACCCGGCGGAUCCUGCAGCAGGCGCGAGAGCAGCAAGAAGAGCUAGAAGCCGAACAUGGGUCGGGUGACCGGACAGAGCCCCGAAAGCUCACCACGAAACUGGGCUCUGAAGCCCAGGGUGGUGAAUCAGAUGAAGAAGACCAGGAUGAGGAAUGGCCAACCUUGGAGAAGGCAGCAGCAAUGGUGGGAUCUGGAUAUGAUUCAGAGGUAGCUGUCAAUCCCGAAGAUGAGCAAGCCAUCGAGAUGUUCAUGAACAAGAACCCCCCACUCAGGCGCACACUGGCAGACAUCAUCAUGGAGAAAUUGACAGAGAAGAAGACUGAGGUGGAAACUGUUAUGUCUGAGGUGUCAGGUUGUCCUAUGCCCCAGUUGGACUCCCGGGUUCUAGAAGUCUACAAAGGUGUCAGAGAGGUGUUAUCCAAGUACCGUAGUGGCAAACUUCCCAAGGCAUUUAAAAUUAUUCCCGCUCUCUCCAACUGGGAGCAGAUCCUCUACAUCACAGAACCUGAGAGCUGGACUGCAGCUGCCAUGUACCAGGCCACCAGGAUAUUCUCAUCUAAUCUCAAGGAGAGAAUGGCCCAGCGCUUCUACAACUUGGUGCUCCUCCCCCGUGUGCGGGAUGACAUUGCUGAGUACAAACGCCUUAACUUUCACCUCUACAUGGCUCUCAAGAAAGCAUUGUUCAAGCCUGGGGCAUGGUUCAAAGGGAUCCUGAUCCCCCUGUGUGAAUCUGGUACCUGCACCCUUCGGGAGGCCAUCAUCGUGGGCAGCAUCAUCACCAAGUGCUCUAUCCCAGUGCUGCACUCAAGUGCCGCCAUGCUGAAAAUUGCUGAGAUGGAAUACAGUGGAGCCAAUAGCAUCUUCCUUAGGCUACUACUGGACAAGAAGUAUGCAUUGCCCUUCCGGGUGCUGGAUGCCUUGGUCUUCCACUUCCUAGCCUUCCGGACUGAGCAGCGAAAGCUGCCCGUUCUUUGGCACCAGAGCCUGCUGACCCUAGCUCAGCGCUAUAAAGCUGAUCUGGCCACAGAACAGAAGGAGGCCUUGCUAGAACUUCUUCGCCUGCAGCCCCACCCACAAUUAUCCACCGAAAUCCGGAGGGAGCUGCUUAGUGCUACUGCCCGUGAUGUUGAAGGGCCCUCUGUGAAUAUGGACUGAAGUUCCUCAGGAAGACUGUUCCCUUCCCCUCUUUGGUAGGGAUAGAGAUGGAUGACACAUGAAGUGUUCUGUGAUUUUUUUCAUGGCUCCUAGGACUACAAGACUUGGGGGCACCUAAAGGACAAAACUGAGGAAGUGCUGUGGGGAGAAGGGAGGCUGACACAGGAAGUGCCAUGAUAUCUCUGGUUAGACUUGAAUUGUAGUGGAUUAAGUGCCUGACAGAGCUUCUCUAGGCCCUGUUCUGUUCUAGAACCUGGCAAGUAAGUAUGGUCACAUUCUGACUUGCUCUGUGGCAUGGUUGGGGCUACAUUAUCCUUCUCUUUCUUCC